Molecule: messenger RNA, 978 nt
Organism: Anoplopoma fimbria (sablefish)
Lineage: Eukaryota; Metazoa; Chordata; Actinopteri; Perciformes; Anoplopomatidae
Product: transcription factor Sox-17-beta.3-like
Exons: 4
Coding region: 1-978 (325 amino acids)
Source: RefSeq, a predicted model, not a curated record
AUGGACAUACACCUCAGAAAAACAAAACAAGAACCGGGUCCGCCAAACAGAGACACGGGCCAGGAUCCGUCAGCGGAGGUGGGAGGCAGUGGUAACGGCGGGACCGGGUCAGACACGGUCCCUUCAGGGUCACGUCCUCAGGUCGGUCCUGGAAAGCCGCGACCAUCUGCGAGCCUGGCUACGUCACAGGGUGGACGUGGAGAACCCCUGAACCAAGACGCGGUCCACGUCACAACCUCACCACGACUCGGAGGCGACAGUCCGGUUUUUACCAGUUUUACCAUCCUGCCAACGGAGGAAGAUCUGAAGCAGUUGCAGUCUGGCAAAGGCAAGAAUGGAUACAUUAAACGGCCACCAAAUGCCUUCAUUGUUUGGUCUCAUAUCCACCGCCGACAUGCCCUGCGCAAAAUCUGCCCUGGGGCCAACAUGAUAGACACCAGUGUUGUGCUGGGCUGUGAGUGGUCCAAGCUCAGUAAGGAGCAGAAGAGGCCCUACUAUGAAGUGGCUCACAAACUGAAAUACAUGCACAGACAGCAAUUUCCUGAUUAUGAGUUUCGCCCCCGGAAGAAGAAAGACAUAGAGUUUUUGUCCUCAGGGCAGGGAGCAGGACAAGACCCUGGCUUUUCCUUCUCACAGGCCGUACCUCCAGCUGAGUCCAAGUUGCAGGGCCCCAGCGUGUAUCCAUAUCCCACCAUGAUGCCCUACACAGUGGGCUACUAUCCGUACCAAGCUUUUACCCCAUGUCAUCAAAUGGGACUCUAUUCCAGGGUCUGGAAUAACCAUCCAAGGUUUUUCUACAGAUACACAAAUGGCAGCAGCUCCCCGGAAGAUGUGAGGAAUUACCACAACACUCACCCGCAGAGUAACGAGACCACAUCAGAGAUUCAGCAGCAGUCAGAUAUUGACACAAGGCAGCAACGCCUUGCCAUCAACAAAAUGGAGUGCAAAUGUGUGGAUGAUGUUGAUGUUGUGGAGUGA